UUUCCCCCACUCGGGGAGAGCCACCGACUGCCGGACAAAGUGCUUACGUUACAAUCAAAACAAACUGAUGUUUAUUUGAUUUUUCAUCGAUUUUUAACUGGGGUAAAUCGAUGUAAUUGUAUCUGGAGAUGACUGCACACGUUAUGUGCUUAACCUCCUCAGGAGGAAUCCCUUUGUUCUCGAGAAAAAGGGGGGAAGGGAGUGUUAUGACUUUUUCGAAGAUGGCAUCCCUCAGUGGCAUUCACAUGUUCCUGAAGUCCCAGGACAUAAAACUAAAAACCACAGAGAUGCCAGAUACAACGGUUGUUUGGAAGGAAUUCGCUGACUCGAUUACCCUAAUUGCAAUUGCCAGUGGCACUACCAAGACUGUCCUCGAGAAUUUCAUUCAUGCUGUCUUCAAUGCUAUGAUUCUCGUCGCCGGAAUCGACGAGAUAAAGAGCUCGAGGAAUAUCGAGAGGCUGAAGAAGGAGUUGAGGAAUUGCAAUAACAUGAUUGAUAAGUUGUUGGAUUGCUUGGAUAUCGGAAACAGGAGCUGUAGUGAGAUCGACCUAGUGACGAUGUCGAGUAGUAUAUUGUGUCCUGAAAAUUAUUUUCUUCAUAGUAGUCUAGAGAUGCUAAUGGAGUAUCUGGACUCCACUUAUGGCUGUAUUCUGAUCCAUGGUUGCAUGGCAGUGGGCACAGAUAGCUGGCUCCAGCUAGACCCCAUCGAGAAGAAAUUACUGAUGAUGGCAGGCUCGAUGGACAGUACCUGCUCCACCUGUGAUCUCCCUGUAUUUCUCCCCAAGAUGAGUCCAAAUGUUGCCUUCAGAUUAAUAUCUGUAACUCUGAUAAAAGGAAUUCAAGUACUGGCACUCUGUGGACCUCGUCCAGACUUGAUAGAAGUGGAGAAAACUGUCAUUCAACACUGGAGAAAUAACGUAGACACGCUAAGAGCUGCUGAACAAGCCUACCCUCAGUGCUUUCCAGCUGAUCUCUCUCUGGAUCCAUCAAUCCUAGGAUUUCUGCUAGUGGACUGCAACAUUGGGAAAUUCGUAAUGGGAAGAAACUCGAACAUUCAAUCCACAAAUCAACAAAUGGGUACCCAACGACUGGACAUUCUCAAGACAUUUUAUUAUCAGGCAGUGGAGCCCUUCCUGUUCCCCCGAAAAAAUGAAACACCUGCUGGGGAGAAGAAGCCAAGUGAUUGUAAAAUGAUUCAAGCCAGGGAGACAUACUGGUGCUCCGAGUACCACAAGUGCCACGCUUUCAGGGAGAGAGACAAUAUUUUGUGCAUUCUCUAUCCAUACUCAAUACCGACCUACACUAUAAGACUGAUUACUCAAAAGACAUUGAAAAUACUCAUUUCCGACAAACAAACCUGCUGGUGAAACUCAUUUUUUUAUUGUUCGUCGUUUAUCAAUAAUUAUUUUUAUAACAAACGUUUUUCCAUUUUCAUAAAAAUAAAGAUGAUGAGUUUUUACGAAGAGGAAACACUGAGAACGUACUAAAAA
Messenger RNA from Diachasmimorpha longicaudata, 1490 nucleotides. It is a transcript of the gene fy, whose product is annotated as protein fuzzy homolog. The transcript has 5 exons. Lineage: Eukaryota; Metazoa; Arthropoda; Insecta; Hymenoptera; Braconidae. Gene Ontology annotation, biological process: vesicle-mediated transport; non-motile cilium assembly. The record is from RefSeq and is a predicted model, not a curated record. Bases 129 to 1367 code for a protein of 412 amino acids.